GCAUUAUCUAAAGAAACAGAAUAUUAUUUAGGUAUAUAUGAUGUCGAAAAUAAACUUGAUGAAUCAAUGUUAAUGGUUAACAAAAUCUUGAGUGGAGAUCCAGUACGUGGUAAUAUGGCCAUUGAUACUACUAAAAACUUGAAGAAUGGACAGUUCAUCAAGUUUAUGUACAGAAAAGAUUAUUCGAAAUUCGAAUCAAUUCCAAAGGUUUCUAAUAAUAAUAGUAUAAAUCUAGUGCUAGCGACAUCAGAUAAAGAGGAGAUGGACUUUUCCGCUUCUUCACCAACCUUGAACACAAUAUUUACAGAAAAAAAUAUUUUUGGUGGAAUCAGUGAAAAUGGAAUAAUUGUUGGAAAAGGUGCUAUAAGUGAAAAUCAAAUUGGUACUUCUUGGCAAACAUUAACGAACCCUCGAAUAUCAUCAAGUCUUCCUUUAUCAAGAUUACAAAGCCAUUCUCCGAUAUUUCACAUAUCAAACAAUCCUUUUAAUAUAAGAUUUUCAACUAAUAUUUUAAAUAAUGUUUUUGGAUCAAUCGUUAAACGAUUACCAAAAUUUUGGAAAAUAUGGUUUACUAUUGGUGUGGUAGUAGGGAUUAUAACUUUCUUAUUUGGUAUUGGCACCAUGAUUGUGGCUAGUUGGAAACUUUUAAUAGCGAUAUUUGAUUUACUUGGAUCAAGUUGGUCUGCCGAGACGGAAAUUGUAUCACCAGAUAUUGUAAAAAGGAGCUUUGAAGAUAAUAAUGUUCAACAUGAUAUCAAUGAAAAAGAUCAUCAAGUAUUUAUUCCUGUGGCCGGUCAUGCUCUUGCUGCCGCAAAGGAACGUAUUGAGAUUAAAUCGACGGGAAUAUUUCUAUAUAUCCUUUAUCCUGGAGCUUUUGUAGAAUUUGAUUUACAUGAAUUAAAAGAUCUUUCUGCUCUUAAACAACUUCGCAUAAUAUGUGCAGGAGUGUGGCAUAAUGCUGUCUUAUUUCUUUUGGGUACAUUAUUACUUAACACUGGGAUAUUAACAAUGUUUAUGGGUAACACUGCUUGGAGGCUAGUGGAUGGUCUCGGAGUUAGUGUCGUUUCUGUUGAAAGUGAUACUGCAUUGUCUACUUAUUUAAAACCUUCAAUGUUAAUAACGAAAUUAGAUGAUUUCGACUUGUCAGGAUCAUCAUUGGAUAGUUGGAAUGAUUAUCUUUUACAAAAUGAAAAACUAUAUAUUGACUCUUUAGGAUUUUGCGCUUCAAAAAAGGAUUCAGCGUCAUUGGAUUGUUGUGAUAUUUCUAUUGACCAUCCUUAUGGAAAUGCAAAAGAUAAUAUGACUUCAUGUUUCAAGAGAAUUGAUGAAAACAAUGAACAUAAACAGGAAUUAGCAUGUUUACCCACAAUACCAAUACUUUUAAAUAUUGACGCAAAACGUUGCCUUAAUGACGCUGAUUGUUCAUCUGCUUCGUCAAUGUGUGUUUUACCAUAUAUGCCCAAAGGUUAUCCGAAACCUUUAAGAAUAUAUUUUAAGGAUGCACCAUGGGUUCAAGAAAAUGAUGAUCAAGAGAAACUCGUAUUAUAUAUUGGUGAACUCGUUGAUGUAUGGGAAAUUGUACAAGUUAGUAUCCUUCAACCCAGAUGGUCAUGGGUACCGAUAUGGAUUCCAAUAUCUAUUGAAUUGACUUUACGGUAUACUAUUUCUUUUUCACUUGCAUUAGGUGUUCUUAACAUAUUGCCAGCAUUUAAACUAGAUGGACAUUAUGCUUUAAAUGCACUAUUACUUUGGAUAUCUGGAGUUGAUUAUGAUCUAGAUGAUAGUGUCUAUACAAGUAAUAUUAAACAUAGAAGAAAACGAUUUGGAAAAGGAGUUGUUUUCCUUGUUACAGGCUUAGUUGGAUGGGUUGUAGUAGGCACUUUAUUUUUUAGCCUGUUUUCAAAUUACAGUAAACCUUUGUAA
Molecule: messenger RNA, 1923 nt
Organism: Dentiscutata heterogama
Lineage: Eukaryota; Fungi; Glomeromycota; Glomeromycetes; Diversisporales; Gigasporaceae
Source: the annotation of a GenBank genome assembly